AUGGCCCACGCUAACGUCUGGAACUCCCGUCCCCGCCAAUACGGCAAGGGCUCUCGUCAAUGCCGCGUCUGCGCCCACACCGCUGCCUUGAUCCGCAAGUACAACCUCAACAUUUGCCGUCAAUGCUUCCGUGAAUACGCCAACGAUAUUGGUUUCCACAAGACAGCAUUCAUUUCUGAUCAAUCACUCAUUCCAAUCACUCGUAUCGAAGCUCCAAUGACAUACAAUCUAUCCCACGUUACAAGCAAUCCAAUCGUACUAAGCUCGGCAGUGUUGGCUUCUAUCGGUUGGCUUGUUACAUUCAUUGGUGCAUGCUUUGCACAAAUCCAUGGUGCCAGUUGGUGGAUCAUUGUAUACGAACUUUGCCUGCUCAUUGCAAUUUACGUGGUACUCGCAAAAUUAUUGUUUCGCCAUUAUCAACUCGUGCUACUUACGCUGCUUGCCAUCAGUAUUGCCAUGCUCACUCUCUUGAUUGAAAUGUUUUUGAAUCGUGGUGGGACCAGCUCAAAGGCUGCUGCUGCUGGCGCAUGUGUCUUGGUCAUUAUGCAGUACAUGUGGGUGUUUAUCUUUGGCAGCACUGAGCAAUCAUCAGUACAUGGUACCGUAUACGGCUUACAACCUCCAAUGGCUAGCCACGUACAUCUUGGUAAUGAUAUGCACCAGCAGCAUCAAUAUCAGCGUCACAUCCAUCACCAAUCUUCAGCCUCUGCAAUCACUGCCAGCGCCGUCUCUGUUCCAGUUUCACCUCAAUCUCCACAACUCCAAGAGAAACAGGAAACAGUAUCAUUGCAACGCGCUAAAAGUGCAUCUGCGCCUGUACAACAUGCCGCUACACCUAAAGCUGCCGUUGCAAAAGAUGAAGUAAAGGCCCUGCAUACGUAUCGUGCAAACCCAAAUGACCCUAACGAAUUAUCGUUCGAGAAGGAUGAAUUAAUUGAGAUCCUCGACCGACGAGGCAAUUGGUGGCAGGCAAAGAAGCAUAAUGGUGCUAUUGGUAUUGUGCCGAGCAAUUAUUUCACCCCAUAA
Lichtheimia ornata is the source of this 1026-nucleotide messenger RNA. RefSeq lists its product as uncharacterized. Gene Ontology annotation, cellular component: ribosome; cytosolic small ribosomal subunit. Gene Ontology annotation, biological process: translation. The transcript is spliced from 8 exons. Gene Ontology annotation, molecular function: RNA binding; zinc ion binding; structural constituent of ribosome. The record is from RefSeq and is a predicted model, not a curated record. The coding region runs from base 1 to 1026 and encodes 341 amino acids. NCBI's taxonomy places the organism in Eukaryota, Fungi, Mucoromycota, Mucoromycetes, Mucorales, Lichtheimiaceae.